AUGUCCCAGUACGCGAGCUCUUCCACGUGGACGUCUUUCCUCAAAUCAAUUGCCUCCUUCAAUGGUGACCUCUCUACCUUGACCGCGCCUCCUUUCAUUCUUUCGCCAACGUCACUAUCCGAGUACUCUCAGUACUGGGCGGAACAUCCAGAUUUGUUCUUGGCACCUGCGUUCGUUAGCGCUCCAGAUGCUGACGGUACUUCCGCCGAGCAACUGCGUAUGCUAGCUGUCACCAAGUGGUUCAUAUCCACUUUGAAAUCUCAGUAUUGCUCCCGUAACGAAUCCAUGGGUUCCGAAAAGAAGCCUCUAAACCCUUUCUUGGGUGAGCUCUUCGUGGGUAAAUGGGAAAACAAAGAGCACCCAGAUUUCGGCGAAACUGUUCUGCUCAGCGAGCAAGUUUCCCAUCACCCUCCUGUUACUGCCUACACCAUUUUUAAUGACAAGAACCAGGUUAAACUGCAGGGUUACAACCAAGUUAAGGCAUCCAUUUCUACUGCCUCUCUCAGCGUGAAGCAGUUUGGUCACGCCUUGUUGGAGUUUGGUAAGCUAAACGAGGACUAUUUGAUCACACUGCCUCCUCUACACAUCGAAGGUAUGCUGGUAGCCUCUCCAUUUGUCGAAUUAGAGGGAAAGGCCUACAUUCAGUCUUCCACUGGUCUUUUCUGCGUAGUUGAAUUCUCAGGCCGCGGUUAUUUCUCUGGUAAAAAGAACUCGUUCAAGGCCAGAAUCUUCAAGAAAGCCGCUGACUCGCGUGAUAAGGAAAAGGCCCUCUAUACGAUAUCUGGCCAAUGGUCAGGUGUCUCUCAUAUAAGCAAGGGCAAAUCUAAAAGGGGAGAGGAAGUAUUCUACGAUGCUUCUCAAAUACGUGCCGAACAUCUUUUAGUCAAGCCCAUCGAGAAGCAGCACCCACUUGAAAGUAGAAGAGCAUGGGAGAAGGUUGCCGCCGCUAUCAAGUCAGGGGAUUUCGACCUCAUCCACAACGAGAAAUCUGCUCUAGAGGAAGCUCAAAGAGACCUCAGAAAGGCUGAAGAAGCCAAAGGCAUAAACUGGCAAAGAAGAUGGUUCCGUGACGAGGAUUAUACGAAGGGUCUUGAGGACAAGUUUACUAAACUGGCCUCCAUGUUUAACCUGUCUACCAAGAAUACCCCUAGCGGUACUCUAGCUGGCGAAAAGGAAGAUAAAAAGGAAACUUCUGCCAUGCAUUGGAGAUUUGUGAGAGAACAGUGGGAUGAAGAGCAGGAAAUAGUCCUAUAA
Molecule: messenger RNA, 1254 nt
Organism: Lachancea fermentati
Lineage: Eukaryota; Fungi; Ascomycota; Saccharomycetes; Saccharomycetales; Saccharomycetaceae
Source: the annotation of a GenBank genome assembly